Molecule: messenger RNA, 2139 nt
Organism: Anopheles stephensi (Asian malaria mosquito)
Lineage: Eukaryota; Metazoa; Arthropoda; Insecta; Diptera; Culicidae
Gene: Osi12
Exons: 2
Coding region: 176-919 (247 amino acids)
Source: RefSeq, a predicted model, not a curated record
AGUGAUCUAGCAACCAACGAUCGAGUCACAGCGACGAGCCAUCUCCCAAAAACCCAGCGUGUGGAGUGCGUGUGUGUGUGUCUGUGAUCGCAGGACAUUUCUUCCGUGUUUCGGGUGAAGAUCGUGUGUGUGUGUGUUUUGUGUUUAAACGUGUGACGAGUGCGAGACAACGAAAAUGAAUCCCGUAGUGCUGCGUACCGUCUUUGCCGUUGUGCUGGUUGGUGUCGUUGCGGUCAGUGCCGCCACCGAGGACUAUCAGAGCCAGAGCUUGCGGGCUAUCGUGCGGGUGUACGAUGAGUGCUCCAAGGCUGAGACCGGCUUCAGUCCGUGUCUGAAGAAGCGCGCCAUCACCUUCAUCGAUCGUCUGUCCCGUGUCGAUGCGUUGGCGCUCGGUGAUCUCAAGAUUGUACGCAACGAGCGGGCAGCAGAACCAAGCAAACCACUGACCGAGGCUGAGCUGGAGCAGAGCCUGCCACGUGGGCUGGAGGCACGGGAUGAGGCACUGACGAACAUGCUGCUCGAGAAGGUGGCCGGAAUCUUUAGCAGCCGCACGGUGCAGGUUACGCUGCCGAAACUGUCCAGCGAGGAGCUUGGCCGUGGCUUAGAGGAAGGCCGCGGCAAGAUGAAGAAGAUGAUGAGCAUGAUGAUCAUGGGCUUCAUGAUGAAGAUGGCCGCCAUGGUGCCGGUUGCGAUUGCCGGUCUCUACCUGCUCGCUGGCAAGGCGCUGAUCGUGUCCAAGAUCGCCCUUCUGCUGGCCGGUAUCAUCGGGCUGAAGAAGCUGGUCGCGAGCAAGCAGCAGCACGGUAGCGGUUGGUCGAGCGGUGGCUCCGGACACGGUGGCUGGGAUCGACGAUCGGCCGAUGCUGCGGCCGUCGCCCAAAACAUGGCCUACAGUGCGUACGCCAAGAACCAGGCGUAAAGCAGCCAAAAAUCUUCAUCCCCAUCAUCAUCACCAACAUCACCUACCUACCUUCUUCUUCACACGCUGAACAACAGAAGUCCUUCAUCCCAAAUCUUCAUCGUCAUCGAUCCGCGCGGCGCUGGACAGCAGGAACCAUCUAGAAUCAUAUUUAUUUAUUUAUUUAAGUUAUUUAAAUUAUUUAAACGUUGCGCCCGUUUUGCCGAUAGAUAGCCCGUCCUACUCGAACUCUUUUAAAUGGCCCUACUUUUCCCUAGCGUUCUCGCAUGACUUUCCUCGUAUGUGACCCGCGGAAAAGCUCGCUACAUUCCAACUUUCUUUCACCUUUGUCUAACACUUCUUUGCGGGACAAAACAAAAAUGGCACCCAAUCUGCAUACAAUCGUCUCUUGCCUGUUUCCCACACCGCUUCAUUUCUAUCAAUCGCCUAUCAAACAAUUGUCCCUCGCUCCGUACUUUCUCCACGCCCGCUAAAGUAUUCCCUCCCAGGCCCUUGAUUUUCGCUUUUCUAUCGCCUUUUCUCACCUUCUAGCUCGCUGACACACACACACACGAUUUCAAUCGCUUUAUUCAAUUGUUUCGCGUAUUUUCACGCUCGCGUCCGAUUCGCCAACGUCGGUGCAUCGGUGUGCAUUCUCACCACGCCACGCCCCGGACUCCACGCUCAGUUUUGUCCCCGACUUUCACUCCUCACUCAUCACGCGUGUUGAGUGUGCGAUUUUUCCGACCUCGCCACAAUUUUCUCCAAUUUUCCGAACCAUAGUCAAUUUGCAAAACCGUCUGGGUGGGGGGAGGCGGGAUAGGCAAGGGAACUGCAACUGCAAACACGAACAGGCAACGUGGAUUGCUCCUCGGGAGGCGGCAAGUAGGACAACAACAUUAUACGGCUAGCACAAGCAUGAUACAGAUGAUGCAGUUGUUAUGUACGGAGUUAACUGCUCGACGACAGCAACGAGACACACACAGACAGAGACAGUAAACAAAAUUUAUAGACAGGGCUGCCGCCCGAGUUUCCCGAAGGAAAAACAAGCAACAUAAGAAAAAAAACGGAACGGAACAUCCAACCAAAACAACAGUAUCGUAAACCUAGCCAGCAUUAAUGAGAUGAACCGAAGAAAAAAUGCGGACAGCAAGCACACAGUUUUCUUACACAGAUGCAGCAGCAGAAGAGAAGCGAGAAGAACUUGAAAACACAGAAAUGCAACCAAACAGAGUCAAAUC